This is a messenger RNA of Pogonomyrmex barbatus (red harvester ant), 608 nucleotides long. It is a transcript of the gene Tfb5, whose product is annotated as transcription factor B5. Gene Ontology annotation, cellular component: transcription factor TFIIH holo complex; transcription factor TFIIH core complex. The record is from RefSeq and is a predicted model, not a curated record. Lineage: Eukaryota; Metazoa; Arthropoda; Insecta; Hymenoptera; Formicidae. Gene Ontology annotation, biological process: transcription initiation at RNA polymerase II promoter; nucleotide-excision repair; nucleotide-excision repair, preincision complex assembly.
AUUAGAUGUCCUCUCUAUUAAAAGUUUCUUUUUCAUUUCUUGCUGUCAUUAACAUCGAUAACAAAUUUUGUUGACGAUACUUGAAAGAAAACGUCGAAAGACCCGAUAUCGUCUACGGAAAAGACAAUUGCAAGUUAUGGUAAAUGUGACAAAGGGGAUUUUGGUUGAAUGUGAUGCGGCUAUGAAACAAUUUCUUCUACAUCUGGAUGAAACAUCCGCACUUGGGAGAAAAUUCAUAAUUCAAGACUUGGAUGAAAGACAUUUAUUCAUAUCCUCUGACAUAUUGGAAACUUUGCAAGCAAAAGUAGAUGAUUUAAUGGACCAGAUAUCAUUUCCACUGGCAGAGAAAGGAAUGUAAAAGGGAAGACACAACGAGACAUUUUUGAGAUAUACUAAGCUUAAAAAAAAAUGGCUCGAGAAUCAGGUAGAAUAAAGGAUGCAUGUCAAAAAAGAAUCCUUGAUGAUGCUGCACGUAAACGCAGACAAAAGAAGGCAUUGGAAGCAUUGGAGCAAGACAAUUUUCAUGAUGAUCCACAUGCCGAUUUAGUAAUGAGCAAAAAGGUACCGAAAUUUCAAGAAACGUUAGACAACAGAAGUGGCAGAAAAAA